GUUAUCCAGUGGCAACAAGAACACACCAAAGUAACUUCACGAGUUUCGUAACAAUGAAUCGACAAUCUACUAGCAACGAUUACGCGCACGACACYACAUGUCGCUUGAGUGCGGAAGACAAGGGAAUGAUGGCUCAAGUAUCGAUGACGAGCUGCAACCGAAUCGCUGGACAUUCCGAGGUACGUACUCAACAUGCGUACGAAGGUAUUCCCGAUUCUAUUCGAUGGAUAUUUCUUCGAGGCCWUUUGUUUCUCAGUGUUGAAGUCUCACCUUGUUUUCGUGCUCUCGAACUUCAAUCUGUCUUCAGGAAACUGCGAUGAAGACCAACAGCAACAGCCCGAAACUUUCAACAACACCACAAGAUACCUCGUUUAUGACGGAAGAAAAGAUGAAGAGCAUCUAUAUGCCGAAACGAAUCGAUUUUUAAAGUGAUCGAGGCCGGGUUGACCGAAGCAGCUGUUGCUACGUUUAUAAAAUUUUGAUUCGGAAUCAGGCUUUCAUUUCAUAGAAGUUUGAAUUGAUUUUGAAAUCAAUAGCUUUCUUUCGGUUGGUAGAACUCGGAGGGAGUUUCGGCAUUGCUCAAAGAUCGUCGACAAAUGCUAACGUGUGAACCGAGUCCGUGGAUGAAUCACUCCUUCAAUAAAGAUUACUGAGGCGAUGACCAUUGCUAAUGUUGCCGGUUUGUGGUCUUUAAUUCUUGCGAGUGUUCAUUUGGGAUUCCUUGCGCAUGUAUCAGAUGUAUSUUGGUUCAUGCCAUAAAGAUAUGCUUCUGCACCUGAGGUCAACCGCUMUUGUGUUCAAAAAGAUCGCUUGUUUUUUCUUUUGUAUUUGCCAGCAGGCAUCCUGUCUGUUUUGAUUUAUUUUGUAGUUCUUAAAUUUAAAAACGAUUGUAUUUUAUAACGCUGAAAGAGCCUUUUCCGAAUUCCAUGUUAAUAAUAUAAUUCCAGGACGUGUAGUAACAUUUCCGAUACUAUCCUGGUAGUGGAAGGUAAUACUCGUACAACUAGUAUCUGCGAUUGAACAAAUCCGCAAAGCAAUGUCUCUAGCUGCAAAACUACUUUCAUGCUUCCUUCAGUGUUUGGAGCAACGAGGUACAGUAGUAAGUUACUUCCUUGCUUCAUCGUUGUUGAUGGGAGUUUCUGGUAAGUCCCAYUGUCUCAGUUUUUAUGUCUUGGAAAUAGCAAAAUAAUGUCCCUAUUUAUGACCCCUGUUGCGAAUAACGUUAUCCCUCAGUUCUUACGUAUCUGUGUAAGUAUGAACAUAAGAAGCCGAUCCAAUUUCCAAUGAUAUCAGUCUCAACGUCAAUAAUAAAUAUUCAGUUAUUUAGGAACUAUAUAUACAUGCCGUCAAUGCUCGCUCCGACGCAAGCAAGGCUCGCCUCCUCUACAGGAAGAGAGUCGCCUUCCUUCACAGCGAUCCUUUGUUUCUACCGUACCGUAGUUGAUUAUUACGAAAGACACAGCCAGUAGAUCGAAGUGACUUUCAACGACUCAUCCGAAGUGGUUUGCAGUGGAUUUUGUAUUGAACUCAGGCAUCAAGGAACUGACCAUUCGUAUAUGAUCAGUUCGGUAUCGAAUCCGUAACUGUCCACUGUAGAAUUAAACUAUAAGCAUUAACUUGUCACCAUGAACAAAUUCGUAAUUGCUGCUCUCGCCGCUAUGGCCCUGACAGCCGACGCUUCCACCCGCGUUGCUGUCAUCGAACUCGGAGCUUCAGGCACCGUUCGCCGCACGACUACCGCCUCGCGAUCCGAGGAGACCACCGUCGACGGCGUUGCCUCCUUCUGGAGUGCCCUCCACGGCUAUGGCCGCAAACUCCAGCACGCUGGCAUGCCMGUUGUUCCCGAUCUCUUUAGCCGACCCGAAAGUGGUGUCGUUUUGGGCCUGACGGGAAGCGGCAUCGACCUCGAUCGCAUGCCAACCCUCAGCAGUCUCUUGAAGGACGUUGACGAACAGGAGGAUGACCGCGUUGUCGGGCACAUGCAGGUGUCAGGACACCAAUGCAAGAAGAUGAUGAACAACGUAAAGAGCAAGCAAGAUUAUGACGCGGCUGGAUCCUUGAAGAGUGCCGUCGAAAGCCAAGCCCAAGAAUCCGGCAUCUCCGGAAUACAUUUCGAUGUUUCUUCGGCCAAUGCGGCUGAUAUCGAUGAUCAGCUAGCUUCUCUGCUCAAAGAAUAUUCCACCGAAAAGAAGGUCGUUUUUCACUUGGUUGUUGAAGAAGAAGAUGGAUCGCGUCGCUUGAAGGAGAGCGGAGCCCGAGGUGCCACAAGCAACCAACGCCGCCUCGAACAAGAAGCCGAUGCAGACGGUGAUGCCGAUGCAGACGGCGAUGCCGAUGCAGGUAACCAAAACAACAACAACGGUUACUACGGAUACGGAUACUACAACGCUUAUGGAGAAUGGGUCACUCCUUACAAGACCAUGUUCCAAAUCCAGUACUUCAAUGUUGUUUUGUGGACCUCCCUUGGACUGGUUGCAGUCCUCUUCUUCAGUGUUUAUCUCAUGAUCUACAUGCCUCUCAUGGCCGAUACUUUGUUAUUCGGCGAAUCUGCGAGGGUUGCACAUGACGAUUAAGAGGUGUUGUACGGUACUGUGCAGUACAMUAUAUCGUUUAAUACGAGGUAUAAUAAAUUAUAAAAAUACUG
Pseudo-nitzschia multistriata is the source of this 2644-nucleotide messenger RNA. Lineage: Eukaryota; Bacillariophyta; Bacillariophyceae; Bacillariales; Bacillariaceae. The record is from the annotation of a GenBank genome assembly.